GAAACAGUGGAUGAUGAGUAGCCCCGCCAUUCGACGCAUUUCAGAAUGCUUUGUGAAGCCUCGAUCCUCCAACCAAAUCUGCAAUUUAACUCCUUGGGAUAUUGCUAUGUUGUAUACAAACUAUAUCAAGGAGUGUCUUCUCUUCAAGAAACCUGCGACCCUUAUUGAUGAACAUCAUUUCAAACAAAAUCUGUUGGAGAAGCUCAAACACUCUCUUUCUCUUACCCUCUCCCAUUUUUAUCCUUUGUCCGGUCGCCUAGUCACCCACAAAACCCAAAACCCUCCCUCUUAUACUGUUUCUAUUGAUUGCAACAACAGUGAUGGAGCUAGAUUCAUUCAUGCAACUCUGAAUAUGACUAUAGCUGAUAUCCUCUCCCCCUUUGACGUCCCACCCAUUUUUCAAUCGUUCUUUGACCACCCCAAAGCACUCAACCAUGACCAUCACACCAUGCCGCUGUUGUCCAUCCAAGUCACUGAACUAGUGGACGGUGUUAUCAUAGGUUGUUCCAUGAAUCACGCUGUUGCUGAUGGCACUUCGUAUUGGAAUUUCUUCAAUACGUGGUCUCAGAUCUUUCAAGCACAAUCUCAAUCUGAAAACCAUGAAUACGAUGUUCCCAUCUCACGCCAACCCAUUCACAAUCGUUGGUUUCCAAAUAAUUGUAGACCACCGAUCUCUCUUCCUUACAAACAGCAUGACGAGUUUAUAGAGAGAUCUGAAAGACCCCUCCUGAGGUGUAGAUAUUUCCACUUUUCAGCAGAGUCUAUUUCGAAACUGAAAGCAAAGGCCAACUCAGAAUCCAAUACCACAGUAAUCUCUUCCCUCCAGUCAUUAUCAGCACUCGUUUGGAGAUCCAUAACUCGUGCGCGCUCCCCACCUUCUGACCAGAAAACAACUUUCAGAUUAGCCGCAGAUUGUCGAUCAAGAAUGAAGCCGCCUUUGGCAGAAGAAUACUUUGGAAACUGCCUUCAUGUAGCGAGUGCAGAAGCGACAACAAAGGAAUUACUUGAGAAUGGUAUAGGAUGGGCAGCAUGGAAGUUGCAUGUGGCUGUUACAGACCUUAACGAUAGAGUGGUGCUAGAAUUUCUGGAAGGGUGGUUAGAUUCUCCUUUCAUAAUUCAAAUGGGUCGUUACUUUGACCCGUACAGCUCGUUGAUGGUUGGUUCGCCCAGGUUCAAUAUGUAUGGAUGUGAAUUUGGAAUGGGGAAAGCGGUGGCUGCUAGAAGUGGUUCUGCAAACAAACUUGAUGGGAAGGUGUCGUCAUACCCAGGGCGUGAAGGAGGAGGAAGCAUUGAUUUGGAAGUUUGCCUUUCGCCACACACAAUGAGUGCUUUGGAAUCAGACGAAGAGUUCAUGAAUGCAGUUACUGAGUUUGAUUCCCUGUUGUUCUAGUUUCCUAAUACGCCUAUUAUGUUCACCACCUUCACUUGUUGAUUCAAUUAGUAAUCAAAUAAAGACAAUUGAAAUAAA
Molecule: messenger RNA, 1468 nt
Organism: Vigna umbellata (rice bean)
Lineage: Eukaryota; Viridiplantae; Streptophyta; Magnoliopsida; Fabales; Fabaceae
Product: putative acetyltransferase At3g50280
Source: RefSeq, a predicted model, not a curated record